UGGACACAACAGAGGGGAGGGAUUACUCGUUCUUCAUAAGACAGCAGACACACUGAGUGCACUCAGCGUAGUUUACACACUUGCACAAAGAGAGAAAGCAUUCUUACGACAUGGGUAUUCACGGAUCCAAGCAUCAGAAACAAGCACAAGUCCUGAUGCUGGGCCUGGAUGGAUCAGGAAAGACCACGCUGCUUUACAAGCUGAAGUACAACGAGAGUGUGGUGACAGUGCCGACUGUGGGUUUCAAUGUAGAGACACUGGAGACGGACAGGAGCAGCCCGGCACUGAUUGUGUGGGACGUCGGGGGCCAGAAGAAGAUGAGGCCCCACUGGAGGCAUCACUACACCGACACAGCUGGAGUGGUGUUUGUGGUGGAUAGCAGGAACCUGAAACGGUUGGACGAGGCCCGCAAGGAACUCCAUCGGGUUCUGAGGUAUGAGAGUCUCAGGGAGGUUCCUCUCUUGGUCCUCGCCAACAAACAGGACCUACCCGGAGCUCUGAGCCCAGAGGAGCUUUGCCUGAAACUUGAUUUGAGAAAAGUGUGCGAAGGCAGGGCCUGGUACAUCCAGCCGUGCUCAGCCACAACUGGGAUGGGACUCGAGGAAGGUUUCAGGAGGAUAGUGUAUCUCAUGAAGACCCCACUGAAACGGACUCAAGAGGACAUUAAGGUGAAGAUGAGGUCUAAAGGCUUCAGUGUCACGGCUAUGAAACAAGCCUUGCUCUGUGGCAGCUGAUGGAUGAAGACUUUCUUUAGUUUUAUUCAUGCGCCGUGCAGGAUUUCCCCCUGCCUGCCUCUGCAACACAUCACCGAAUGGCCUCACUGAGUCACAGUCAGAGGGCAAUAGUCAGAGAUAAGAGUGCGUAUCACACUGAGGGCAGAGUAUCCUCGGAUUGUGACUGCAGACCACUAGUAUUCUGUGAAAAAUCUUGGAUUAGCAGAUUAUGGGAAAACAGUCUCAAGAUGUCAUAGGCAAAAAUGUAGCCUGAUAAUAUGUAAAAAAGCUGAUAGCAGUUGGUGGUUGUGCAAGUUUUCUCGGCUCAGCUGUGCACUUAACGUGUUUAUCUUUUAAUCUGUUAUUUGUGUUAUUGUUAUUGUCACAAUAUUAAAAUAUUCAGAGUUAGUGGUAGAUUAUCUUCAU
Messenger RNA from Oreochromis aureus, 1139 nucleotides. RefSeq names its product ADP-ribosylation factor 6. Gene Ontology annotation, molecular function: GTP binding; GTPase activity. Bases 111 to 734 code for a protein of 207 amino acids. Gene Ontology annotation, biological process: intracellular protein transport; vesicle-mediated transport. The transcript has 2 exons. The record is from RefSeq and is a predicted model, not a curated record. Lineage: Eukaryota; Metazoa; Chordata; Actinopteri; Cichliformes; Cichlidae. Gene Ontology annotation, cellular component: cytoplasm.